AUGGCAACGGACGUCUCGGAGAUGAUUGCCAAUCAGGAGUCUAUCUUCGUAACUCUAAAACAACUAUGUUCCAACUACAAGAAAGAUAGUCCCUCAAGGAAGACUCUGACGUACCUGGAGGAACAUCUUAAGCGUCUAAACUCUAACUGGGAGAAGUUUGUCAGUAACCACAUGGAUUUAGUGAAAUCUGGAAAAACGGACACCGAAUACUUUAGAGAUGAUGUAUACGCGAAAAUGAAAACUUUAUACGAAGAAGUGUUACAAGACAUGCUUCAACGGAAGUCCGCGUUGACUUCUAAACCAACAAAUCUUUUUAUUGAGAGCGUACACAUCAACCCUCUCCUCUCUAAUGCACAAAAAAUGCAACACCUUAAGUCCAAGCUUAAGGAUGAGGCUGAGAGAAUAGUAUCUCAUCUCAGAGUGAGCGCCGAGAACUACACUUCAUGCUGGGAACUGCUUACAAACAGAUACGACAAUCAGAGCCUACUUUUUAACUCUUACAUGAACACGCUCUUCAACCAUCCCGCUCUACAACAGGAGUCCGCCGUGGGCCUUAGAAAACUCCAUGAUAUGCAUGAGGCGGAAACUGAACAUCUAACGAAUAGAAAUAAUUCUAACCAACUUCCUCUAACUUCAAGCUCACAUGCCGUCAACAACAUAACUGACGUUAACAAAGAGGUUUUACUGACGACUAUACAACUACGAGUAAAAACUAUAGAUGGAAACUAUGUAACACUUCGAGGCCUACUUGACCAGGGCUCACAAGUAAGCCUAAUUACUGAGGAUGCUGCACAGCGACUCAGGUUAAAACGUAAAAAACUGAGUGCGGUCGUAUCUGGAAUCGGAUCGCUGUCGGGAAACUGUAAGGGAGCGGUGAACUUAGAAUGCAAGUCUAUCCAUACUGACUACACGCUCCACAUCGAAGCUUUAGUAUUGAAGAAACUAAUAAACAACUUACCAAGCACUACAUUUUCCCUGGACAACUGGCAUUACCUGGAAAACUUAAAACUCGCCGACCCUAACUUCAACACCUCGGGCCCAGUUGAUCUGUUGCUGGGUGCCGACAUCUACUCAGACAUCAUACUCGAUGGUGUGAUGAGAAACGAUAACUUACCAGUAGCGCAGCAAACGAAGGUGGGUUGGAUUAUCAGCGGCAGAGUGAAAACGUUCAACUGUCUCGUUAUACACAACGACCUGCAAAACAUGACGCGCUUUUGGGAGUCGGAAGAGAUAACGCCUAACUCAACCGACAUAAACAAACAGGACUUCUGUGAAGAAAUGUACACUAAAACUACAACUAGAUUACCAGACGGGAAGUACGUGGUCCAGAUGCCUAUGCAGCCAGGCUAUGAACAUAACUUACCAACAACUCGACCUCAGGCCCUGUCGCAGUUCAUGCAACUGGAACGAAAGAUGGAGAAAAACAACGAGUAUAGCAAGGAGUAUAAUCGUUUCAUGAACGAAUACAUUGCGAUGGGACACAUGAAACCUAUAACUAAACAAACUAAACAGAAACAACAACUAUACUUACCUCACCAUGGUGUACUCAGGUUAGAGUCACUAACGACUAAACUACGAGUGGUCUAUAAUGCCUCCUACAAAACAAGAAAUAAUCAGAGUCUCAACGACUUAAUGUACACGGGACCUAAUCUGCAGAAGGAUAUGUUAACACUCCUUAUCAACUGGCGAACAUACAAGUACGUUUUCACUGCUGACGUGGAGAAAAUGUACAGGCAGAUUUGGCUUGAUGAAAACCAGCAACAUCUACAAACAGUAUUCUGGAGAGGGUCACGCGCCGAACCUUUGCAAGAAUGGCAACUUUGUACUGUGACGUACGGAACAAAGGCUGCACCGUAUCUUGCAAUGCGGACCAUGCACCAACUCGGUCAAGAUGAACAACUUAACUACCCGGUGGCGGCAGAAGUACUUAAAAACUACUUUUACAUGGACGACUUAGUCUAUGGACAAGACACGAUCGAAUCGUCUAAACAGCUUAUUAGCGAACUUAUUAAACUACUGGAAAAAGGAGGUUUCAACUUACGUAAAUGGAACAGCAACGAGCCAACCAUUUUGGAUGACUUACGAGAUGACCAGCGCUGUAGUAAGACGACUAUCGACUUCAGCUCUGAACAAACUCCAAGCUCGAAGACACUCGGAAUGCGCUGGAACCCGGCCGCCGACACUUUUACCUACAAUUGGAACUUACCGGCAAAAGAUAAUUUAACGAAACGUAACUUACUAGCACAGAUAAGCAAACUCUAUGACCCACUCGGAUGGCUGUCACCCACAACCAUCAAAGCGAAAUUACUCUUUCAAAAGAUGUGGAUGAGUAAAAACGAGUGGGACGAACCAGUAUCUGCUGCAGUAGUAAAGGAAUGGGAGGACAUACGACAAGACCUACACAACGUAAACAAACUUACUAUACCCCGAUGGUUAAAUUGCACUACAAACAAACUUGAAAUACACGGAUACUGCGAUGCAAGCGAAAAGGCGUACGCUUGCGUCCUGUAUAGUCGAGUGCAAUCUGAUGGCGGCUGUUACAUCACUACAUUAAUUACAGCCAAAACAAAGGUCGCACCGCUGAACAAGAAAGUAACAUUGCCUCGAAUGGAACUAUGCGGGGCCCUUUUAUUGGCCAAACUGGUUGAUAAACUGAAAACUAUCAUAACUAGCAAAGAACUGCAAAUAAACUGCUGGAGCGAUUCCAAAGUAGUCCUGGCGUGGCUACAGGGCAAUGUACAACGAUGGGAGCGCUACGUCGCUAACAGAGUGACACAAAUAAACAAUGUAAUUCCUCCCACACAGUGGCGCUACGUAAAGUCGGAAGAAAACCCCGCUGACUGUGCCACUAGAGGUCUCACACCAUCCCAACUUGUAACAUUUAACUUAUGGUGGGAGGGACCCCAACAGCUAAAAACCGAAAAGUUUGUAAACAACAACGAAAAUCAAGAAACAUACACUACAUGUGAUGAAAUAAAAACAAAUUGUUUCAUAACAAAAGGAGAAAAGAAAGGCGAUAUCAUACCUACACUACUGAACAGAUAUAGUAAUUUAAAACGUGUAACACGAGUACUAGCGUGUGUACUACGAGCUGUGCAAAUAUUUAGCAUUCAGAAAAGAAAUAAUGCUAUUAAUAACUUACCCAACUGCGAAAAAAGAGUGUUGCCUUUAUCUCCACAAGAACUAACUACUGCGACUGAACGAAUAAUUAAAGAUGUUCAAGAACAAUGCUUUAGCGAAGAUAUUGAGAGACUAAAGAAAGGCAUCCCUAUAUCACAAAAGAGCAACUUAUUAAAACUGACUCCUUAUCUCGACGAUAAGGGUCUCUUACGAGUAAAGGGACGCCUAACUAACUCAAUGUUGCCAACAGAAUCCAAGCAUCCGUUCAUCCUUCCCGCUAAAGGACGAUUGACGGAGCUUCUAAUUCAAGAAGCGCAUAUCAUCACUAUCCACGGCGGUGCACGUCUCACUCUAGCACAACUACGCUUAGAGUAUUGGAUUAUAGGAGGAGGCAGUACUGUCAAAAAACAACUAAGACAAUGCGUGAGAUGUCAUCGUUACAAGCCGCACCGAAACACACAACUCAUGGCUGACUUGCCAAAGGAAAGAGUCACACCAGCAAGACCUUUCACGAACACCGGUGUGGACUUCACUGGCCAUAUUGAAAUAAAAAUCAACAAGGGCAGGGGAGUCAAAACGUGUAAGGCUUAUGUAGCAAUUUUCAUUUGCAUGGCAACAAAAGCCGUGCAUUUGGAACUUGUUUCUGACCUAACAACACAAACGUUCCUAGCUGCUUUCAAGAGAAUGUGCGCACGGAGAGGUACACCACAAAACGUCUUUUCGGAUAACGGCACGAACUUUGUAGGUGCCGCCAAACAGCUGCAACAAGACUUUGAACUUAACAAAACUUUCCUAGCUUCAGAAUUUCAAGACAACAUGAGCAACUUACGCGUACAAUGGCACUUCAACGCACCUCUGUGGCCUACAGCAGGUGGGCUCUGGGAGGCUGCGGUAAAAUCGAUGAAGUACCAUCUUAAGCGAGUCCUCGGCGAGCAAAAGCUCACAUUUGAGCAAUUUUCAACGUUGCUGGCGCAGAUAGAGGGCUGUAUGAACUCGCGCCCCUUGUGCCCACUCUCGGAAGACAUCGAAGAUCUGGAAUACUUAACCCCAGGUCACUUCCUCGUCGGCGGACCGCUGCUGUCACUACCACAGCAAGAAGAAGACUUCAACCAGUACGACUUGAGAAACAGAUGGAGACUUGUUGAACAAAUGAACAUCCAUAUAUGGAAACGAUGGUCCAGCGAGUACCUCCAUCAACUCCAGGAACGCAGUAAGUGGCAUCAUCCAACAAAGAACUUGGGAGAAGGCAACGUAGUACUCGUGACAGACGAAAACUUGCCUCCGGGGCAGUGGGCUCUUGGUAGAGUGACAGAACUCCAUCCAGGAGCGGAUGGCAAGGUUCGGGUGGUCACUAUAAAAACUAAAAAAGGACACCUGAAACGACCUAUUACGAAACUAGCACCGCUGCCGCAACAAGAUGACCUGCAAACUAACUUACAAACUAAAAAGAAAGCAGAAGAAAGCGACACCCCUAUCCUACAAAAAACAAAUAAAAAGGGGAAGAAAACUAUUUGCAGUCUAUUCACAAUACUGCUUAUGAGUGCUGACAUAGAUGUACCAACAAUAAACUCUUCGAUUAACAACAUGUUCAACUUAAAUUGGAACAAUGCCCAACUAAACAUGACGGAACUCAAACCUACAUCAUUGGACUUCGGUAAGAUUGAGCAACAACUGGCAUAUCAGAAGCAAAAUGAGAAGCUACCAAUGACGUCACACUUAUCGGUUCACGACACUUACCUAUACUCCGUCACAACUUUGCUGUUGGGAGGAAUGCUUACAGCAGCCCUCUAUUUUUACAUUAAAAAGAGGUGCAUAAAAAGAAAAACUCCCAAUUCAUCCUCUAAAACUUACAUGAGAAACACGGAACCAGAUAUAGAGUUGCAAGAAGUACGCAAUCCGACACCAGCGGAACCUGUCUAUAGCGAAGUGAAGACGAAACGUUCAGAAUUUAACUUUGACUAA
Messenger RNA from Pectinophora gossypiella (pink bollworm), 5082 nucleotides. RefSeq lists its product as uncharacterized. Gene Ontology annotation, molecular function: nucleic acid binding. Bases 1 to 5082 code for a protein of 1693 amino acids. Gene Ontology annotation, biological process: DNA integration. The transcript is spliced from 4 exons. The record is from RefSeq and is a predicted model, not a curated record. Lineage: Eukaryota; Metazoa; Arthropoda; Insecta; Lepidoptera; Gelechiidae.